Symbiodinium sp. CCMP2456 is the source of this 8064-nucleotide messenger RNA. Lineage: Eukaryota; Dinophyceae; Suessiales; Symbiodiniaceae. The record is from the annotation of a GenBank genome assembly.
AUGUCUGCACCGAAGCAGUUUCUCCCGUACCUGCCGACGGUGGGGUCGAUCCGCUCCCGCCACAAGCUCGAUCGGUCGGUAGCUCGAUGGCGGCCGACGGACCCUUUGCGGGACGACUCGCUAGUGCAAGACAGUUGGGAGCCACAUCAGGAGCCACAGAACCAACCACCGUUGGUGCAGCGCUUGCGUGAGGUACAGUCCGUCCCCACGCUGCCCGCCUUGCCACAGACGUCGGACAGGCAAACUUCUUCCAUGGUCAAUCUCUGGCGAGAUGCUAGAGACCUGCUCAGCGGCAAAGAGGCAGAGCUGCCAAUCCUUGUGCCACCACCGGCACAUCGAGUACUGGAUCUCGGCCAGGCAGCCACCACAAAGCCCAGCAGCAAGAAACGAAGCAGCAGGAGGACGCUGGUGGAAGGCUCGGGGUUCGUGCGUAUUCCAGAGGCUCAGAAGCGUAGAUCGAAGCUGCCUAAAUCUCUGCAAUUCGAAGCGGCGCAGCCUCCCGCUGCAGAGGCACAGGGCAACCGCCAAGGGCUGGAGAAGACAGGCCUUUCAACCGCGCAGCAGGGCGCCCUAGAGGUCGACCGGGCUUAUGUCGCCCGACAGCUGGCUCAGCAGGUGGAGGAAACGAACAAAGAGGCUUCAAUGCAGAGGCAGGCAGCCGCCGUGGCUGAUCGCUGGUGGUCCUCGAUCUUCUUGCCCGUCCCGGCUCCACGGCAGCUCCUCCCCGAAGCCUUGGUUGGCCAAGAGGGCCUGGUCAACGAGGUCAACCAUCCUGCGAAGCCGGUGACUUUCAAUGCGAAGGUAAAGCUGGCACCAGAAGAGAUCGAGGAGAUCGUGCGGCUUUGCCGUCUCUUCGCCGGCCUGACCCAGCCAGAAACCUUGGAGGUGGCAAAGAGGGACUCUGGCGCCGAGGCGAACGAACUGGUCUUGAGCAGGCCUUCCUUCUGCCAACUUCUAAUCGCGCUGGGGAUCUCCCCACGGGCUCAAGACCUCGUGCCAAGAUAUCAUCGAGUUGUGAAUUGCUUCGACGCACAGGCCAAGCAGUGCCUGGUCAGUGGCAUGCCGGUGUCCGGCGGCAUGAUCUUGGGACUGGCGCUGCCUGGCCUUCCCGAGAAACUGGACGAGGGCGCUAUGUGGCAGCUGGUGAACGAUUCGAAGACCGUGGCACUUAUGAGGCUUUUCGGACUGCUGCUCGACGACAUGGCAACGAAUCCGCUGUUAGAAGGGCAGGACAUGGUUGAGGCACUCCCACGUGCCAAGAAGCACUUCUUCUUCAGCUUGCUGCCUGCUGCCCAGGCCUAUGCAGACGCUCGCCGCCGGCUUCUACAUCAAAAGGCUGCAACAGCUCAGAAACAGGCUCAGCGCUCAGCGGUUCGUUGGUCGCCGGCCGUGGAGGAGCCAAGCUUGAGCAACACGCGCAAGGGAGACCGCAACGUUCCAACUUCGGGAGCGAGUACGCGCCCGACAUCAGUGAGCAGCCACGUGCCCAAGGACAUGGAUGCAGAGUCCGAGAUGACCAGCGAGGCACCAUCCCAGACAUCGUCCCCCACGAACAGGCGGCGCACCCCAAGAUCGCGGAGCCAAAGCGGCAGGCGAGUGCCUCCACAGACGAACGCGCCCGUGAAGGUCGAGGAAGAGCCGGACGACGAGCCUCCGAGUGCCUCGCAGUCCCUACCGCCUGAGAUGCUCAAGGCGGAGUUUUUGCAAAGCCAGAUGCUUGAGCCAGAGAUCCUCAGUUUUGGAGCGAUGUUCCUCGGAACUUUCCAGGUUUUGUUCAACAAGUAUCACGACUUUCCGACCUCAGCAUGUGCGAGCCAGAUGAGCAUAUCUGGAUUCUUGAGGUUCUGCUUCGACUUUGGAUUGUUUCCUUCGGUUGUUGACCUGCAAACCAUACAGCAGCUCUACGGCUUGUGCGCAGCAGAAGGCGAGAAACAGGAUGCAAAGAGCAGCUCGACCGACCGUGCUGCAAGCCCCGCGCCCACGAGGAGCUCGCAGAAAAAACGAAUCUCACCGAAGAAGCUCCGCAAGCAAGCAGAUUCACCAAACCAGAUCUUCUGGAACGGGCAGCAGGUCCCGAUGCAUUUGGGCUGGCUGACGCGCGACUUUGCCCAUCACAGCGAGCAGGAGUCCAAGUGCGUCUGCAUCCUCAGUGCCAUCAACGACUGGAUGAAGGACCGGAUGUGGACGUCCGCCGACGUCUUCAAUUUUCUGGACAUCAAUGCGAGUGGCUUAAUCAGCACGCGCGAGUUCAUCGAAGGGGUGAAACUCAUGCGGUUGAAGAACUUGCCCAGCGACGAGGAACUUCGCAGGUUGCUGCCUCUUCUCAUGUCUGCCGACAAGGGCCUGAUAGCUCCGCGGGAACUGCAUCAGGCUUUGGCGGUCAUCGCGAAGCAGAAGCACAAGUUGGACCUUGCAGCCAACUUUUUCCUCAAGCCCGAGCCGGACAUGUCCAUGGCAGAGUGGAACGCCAGCCACUUCUUCAGGGACCUGGUCAAGGUGAUGGAGAAGAAUUCUUGGUCGCCAGGGCGUCUCUUUGCUGAGCUUGGAGGUGGCAAGGAAGCCAUCACCAAGCAAGAGCUCGAGGAGAAGGCGCGCGUCUUGCUUCGAGUGCACUGUGGCCGCAGCCCGGCCCUGGAAGUCGCCCAGCCCUUCGACAUCCUCGAUGUGAAUGGGGAUGGGGUCAUUGAGAGGGAGGAAUUCGUUGCCAUCAUUGUGCAAUUGCUCAAGGCCUUGGCCAUGCAGGGCAAGGAGGACUCCGGCCGGCGCCGACGGCAGCUGCAGGCAGCGACCGUAGCCCUGGCUGGUCGCUUCCCUAUUGCUGAUGGCCUGGCAGCAGUACGUCGUGCAGAGGCAACAGCUGCGGCCCAGAACACAAAGACAGUGGAGUUGUUCGGACUGCAUCAGUUCAUUGAGUGCCUGCUCUUGAUGGCUUUCGAGGUCAUCGGGGUCCGGGGCACCUCCACACAAGCACAGCAGCCGACCAUCACCAAGGCCGUGUGGCUUUUGCUUUAUCUGCGGUGGCAGUACGAGCUGAAGCUGAAGCAGGCAAACGAGAAAAAGGAGCAAGAAAGUGCAUGGGCCGAGAAGCUGGGAGUCUCUCCUGACACAGUCCUUGACGUGCUUGAUGAGAGGUCCUGUCACUACAAGGAUCCACUCCAUCAACUUUUUGAGGAGGUUCCUGAGCUCUUCAAAGACGUGCCUUGCCGCAAGCAGGUCGUGGAGGCAGACGUAGCAGAGCCGCAGGUCAGUGGGCCUUGUCAAGGAUGCGGCCGCGAUCGUCGCGGCGGUUGGGGCACACUGGUUUGCCCAGAGUGCUCGGACAACGGGGAUGUGCUGGAGGCAUUUUGGCAGAAAGCUCAGGCAGAAGAUCCUUCCGGAAAGCGGAUGAACCUGAUCCAGAUGCUACCUCAAGUGACUGGUUCAAGGCACCUCUUGGCCGGAUUCAAGCAGAAGGGGAGGCCCCAGGGACUGCCAACAGAAGCAGAGCUGCACAGUUCCGAGACAUAUCUUCGACCGGCCGAGCCGAGCUCCGAUGAGGCCCAGGGCCCGAAUGCUUGGCUUAGCCUGCACUCUGUGGAUGGUGUGCUGUCGGCGCUGUCCGCAGGCGCCGGGCGGGAGCUCGAGGGCCUGGCUGGGAGAGUCAGGGAUGAUGAGAUGAGAUUUUCCUGCGAGGACGAGGUGCCGUUGCUGAUCGAGCCGCCUCCUCCGCCACCCCUGGCCCGCGAGGUGGAGGAGGUGGGCAGCUUGGAGGAGCUCCUGGACCAGGGGGAGUCGCUCCUCCAGGAAUAUCGCAGCGGGAGCCCGACGCUCAUCGACCGCGUGCCACCGGACAAGGCGUUCGGAGAGACCGCAGGGAACAUAGUCGUUGUCACGGCUCAAGUCUUCAAUGCCCACCAUGCGAGCGCCUACGACAUAGAGCUCUUGGGCUUCCCGGAGCUCAGCAAAGACGAACCAUACUUGCGCGAGUUUCUGAAUGCUGCAUGGUGGUCUAGUCUUGGCGAAGCGGGUAUAGAGCAGGAGGAUGUCAAACCAGAGGACGAUCCCAUCAAAGAGUGCCGAUUCGACCAUGGCCAAGUAAUUCUUCGCUUCGGUACACCAGAAGCUGCGUCUUUGGCUCUUAGCCUUAAUGGUCUGCGGUGCAGAGGCUGUGAGCUAAGGUUCAGCAGGCCCAAAGGCUGCACUCACAAGGCGUCCAAGCACCCACACCAAGUGCAGGUGGCGGAUCUGCGUGCGAUCCUUGGUUUCCAAAAGGAGGCUUUCGCCAUGCUUCAAGGAUGGCAAGAAACCAUCUUCAAAGGCAGCACUUCUUUGCAGGUCUUGGACACGUGGUCAAGCAUGCUACCAGCCAGCCACUACGACAUAUUGGCUGUGGACAGGUCUGCCUCCAGCGAUGAGAUCCUUGCUGCCUUCCGACACCAGCGUUCCCUGAACUGUGAGCGAGGGGAGUUGCGAAAGGCAUGUCGAAUACUGACAUGCGCCGAAACGAAGGUCCAAUACGAUCACGAACCCGAGCAGUUUGUGUGGGAUGCUCUUCGUGCAGCGAAGAACGAUUACUUCCAGCCAGCCUGCUUCGUGUUGCGCAACUUGGACCGCCUGCGCAAGGGGCUUGUGCGACGAAUCGAAGUGCUGCCGCGGCAAAGCUCGCACCUUCGGCGUGAGAAGAGGAUGAUCGUCAGCAGAAGUCGGGGAGCCGACCUGUGCAUCGUGUCAUCAGAGCCACAAGCCAAGUACUUACCAUCGGAAGUCUGGGUUGCGGGAGAACGAGUGCAACUGUCGGACGUGGAGGCGUUUGUACAUCGAGCAGGUGACGAGGCCGACGGAUUGCGGGCUACGCCGGACCGCACCAUCCUGACCGUGCCUAAGCCAUUGCUCGACAAGAUUCCCCACGGCGCAGAGAGGCAGAACCUCAUUGAAUCCGUCAAAAGCACAACAGGCCUGACCUUGACCAUAGUGGAGGAUCGGAUGAUUCUGGCCGCCGGACAUGAGCGAGGGCCGCAGGGCCAGCAUCUUCUCGCCCAAGCCAUCGCCACCCUGCAGUCCCAGGUGAUUUGGAGGGCGGCCGUGCAGUUCAAUCAUGGCACCUAUCAAGCCUGGGGUUAUGCGAUGUGGGCCGAGAAAAUUGGCAUCCAAGUUGUACCGAACAGGGAGCCAGAUCGCGACGAAGCAUGGGAGGUGCUUGCAACGACUCAGCAAGAGCUGCAGCUUCCGUCGCAGGAUGACUUUCCUCAAAUGGUCACUGUGAUCCUCAGUGCUUUGCAAGAGCGCGCCGAUGUCGGCAAAACGGUGAUCAAAGUCUUGACUUCGAAAGUGGUUUCCUUUGAAGUGAAGGAAGCCAACUUCGAAACCCGUGCAAAGGCAAUCUGCCUGAUGAUCCGGUUGUGGGCACGGAAAAGGCUUGCACACACCCUUGGGGACUUUGAACAGGAUGCUCUCUUCAAAACUCUUUGGAAGCUGCCGAUUAUGUUGGGUAAUCCGCAGAUGCAGCAGCUUCUAUUUAUCAGUGGUCAAGUUCUUCAAACGCUGCACCUGGCUUGGAUCCAGUUUCCGGACAAGAGUAGCUGGCUCCCGUGGAACAAUCUCCUGCCUGCAAUCGGCGACCAGCUCGGAGAGUUGCUAAAGCAGGCAGCUGAAUCAGUACAUGUUCAAGUGCGAUCGAAUUGGAGGCGCAAUGCCAGCAUCGCAGCAUUCAUCACGGAAUACAUUGCUUUCAACGAGUUUCGUGCCUGCGAGACCGGCAUCCAGGCAGUGUCCAGAAGAGCUCUCAAGCAGACGACCCCGGUUCCGGCCCAAAGCGCAAUGCCAAGUGCUACAGUUCAGCCACCUCCAGCCUCAGCAGCCGCAUGCUCACCUCCCAAGCGAGAGAGAGAGCACACCGACGAGAAGCCAGAAAGCAAGGUGCCUCGAACGUUGAUCGAAGAGUUCGAGAGAAACGCGCAGGCCCAGGUUCCUCUGUCACAGCGUCAGACGACUAAGCGCAAGCAACCCGAGCAACCAGUCAAACCAAAGUCGAAGGCAAUGCCGAAGGUUGGCCAGAAGAAUGAGGCAAAUACCAAUGCAAACAACAAGCCAGCAGGGAAAGCCACCGAGACGUUUGUGGUGGACCUGGAAAUGCAUGAGGACACAACCCCUCACAAGUCCACGAUCACGUCUCCUCCUGCAGAGCCUAUGCGCCCUGCCAAGGCCACAAGCACGUCUCCCCCUGCAAAGCCAGCAAGUUUAUUGGCAUCCACGCCGCAAUUCGAGCAAUGGUUAAAUGGCUUCGAUGACGGAAAAGGCAAAUUCGCAGAUCUCUACUUGCAGAAGCUGCAGGAGCAGUUCAGUGACAUGGAGGAGUUCAAGGAAUGCGCGCAGGAGUUGUGCAACUGGCAGGAGCAGAAGCUGCAAUUGAGCCACGUGGAGACAGAGUUCUGGACAGCGCUCGACAUUAAAACGAUGGGCCACAAGCUUGUGUGGCUGAAGCAGCUGCAGUGGAGCUUCCUGUUGGAUGCCGAGCUGGAUCCCAGAAGGUCAAGCUGGACGGUCUUGGCUGGGUACUUCUGCCACACCGCCUCGGCUUUGUACCAUCGAUGCCCGGAGCAGGUCCUCGAGUACUUGCGCCAGCGUGGGCCAGAUCAGGUGCUGGAGUGCUUUCUUCGGUUCCUGGGAACGAGGUGCAUAGCAGAGCUUUUUGCCACGCUGCUGUGCGCCCCAGACCCAGAGCACGGUCUCUUCGAAGCGGACGGGCUGAUCCUCCGCCUGGUCGAGCAUUUGUCAGGUGACGCCCCUCCUAGCGAAGACCCGAACGAGAACGUUUCCCUCGUCCUCAAGACGUUGAUAACUCAGGCAUGCGCCAAGAAGCUUUACUUCGCCUCGGCGGUUGUUGAUCAAAUGUCUUCGCCUAUCGUGGUGGAGCGUCUUAUGAGCAAGGCGUGCGUGGAGUCUGCUGAGCUGGCUUCUAUGGCGAAAGCUGCAGCAUCAGUUCUGGUUGGAGCAGUCUCGCAGAUUCUUCACGUCACGCCCAACCCAGCGCUGGCCAGCCGUGGACCGAACCUGCUGCAACCCUUCGAGGAGGAGGAGAGCCACGGACAAGAGACCGAGGCCGAUGGUGAUGACUCACGGCGUGCCGCCGGCAUUGCCCUUGUCCAGCACAUUUGCCAGCACUUGCCUGCCCUGUGCGACAGUUUUCUGGGAGCUUCGAAGGAAGAGGGUGAGGGCUCGCCCAGUGCCGAGCAGCAUCUUCUUGACGGACAGCGUCUUCGAGAAGCCAUCGUACUCCUUCUUGAGGCAGCGGAGAGCGACCUGUGCAACGAGGAGUUGUGGAACCAGCUCUUGCAGCUGGCCACGGGAUCGAAGCUGCUGGAGGACACGCUGAGCGCGCAUCUUGCUCUCCGAGACGGUAGCAGCGGCGAGAGCGCGGAGGUUUUGGGCAAGAGCCAGCUCAUCGCCGAUCUUCGCCGUGCUCGCGCAGCCCACGAAGCCGAAACUAGCAGGCUUUGCCAGACAACGCAGAGAUCGUUGAAAGUCGCCGAUGGACCGGCGGCCAUCGAAGCCAUGUCACUGCUAGUGGAGCUCGCUCGUCUACAAGACUCCGAGGUGCUUCAGGCCUUUGUGGAAGAGCGGGUCCUGUCGCGGGGCCUGCGCCGCCUCUUCGACCGGUCUUGGGGCGCGGUGAUGCUGAACGCCGUCGCAGCUCUGUGCGUGGAAAUCAUCCGAAGCCCCGAGCCGAAGGGCAAAGAGGCCGCCGAAUCCUUGCUGGAGGAAGGCCACCUGCUGGAUCGUGUAGCCGCCGUCCUUCGGAGGCAAUCCGAAGUUCGAGAGGUGCACAUGGGCCUCUUCAACCUGGACGCCUGGACGGAGGUCAUCCUCCCGGAUUUAGAGGAGUUUGCGCAGCUGGAGGAGGAGCCGCUGGGUGGCUUUGACAAGCUUGUGAACGUUGGAUCCGUGGCCAUUCCUGGUGAGGUGGAGUUCACCCCUGAGGCAGACGUGAAGCUUGAAGACACUUCCUAUACCCACAUCCUACAUCUCCUUGCUAAACCUACUUUGGGUAGUUGCAUGGCACGGCUCCCAAAAACAAAGACUACUUAA